AUGUAUCUGGCAAAGGUUUCUUCCGUGAUCGCAUCUGGGCUGGCUCUGUCGGUCUUCGGCAGCGUUUUUGACCCCAAGAGCUAUGCCACAAAAGAUGUCAUAGUCGCCGAUGUUGUCCUUGUUGGAGGGGGAUGCUCAGGAACAUAUGCCGCCAUCAACCUGCGGAGGUUAGGACAAAGCGCAGUGAUUGUGGAAAGAAAGGAACGUUUGGGUGGCCACACGAACACCUACACUGAUAAAACCACUGGUUUCACUGUGGAUUUUGGCGUCCAGAGGUUUCUAAGCAGCUCUAUCACGCGUGACUAUUUUGCCCACUUCAACAUCUCCCUUGUCAACUAUACCCGACCUAAUAUCACCACAUCGCUGGCAGAUUUUAACACAGGAAGACCUGUGCAUGUCAAGCCCAGUCAAAACUUGACCGGAUGGGCCGUCCAGCUUGCCCGGUACCCUUGGCUGGAUUCUACCUGGAAAAUCCCGCAGCCAGUUGCCCCAGACCUACUCCUACCAUUAGAAGAAUUCCUCGUCAAAUAUAAUAUCUUCGAUGCUGCUUUCAACCUUUAUCUUAGCUCGCAGGGAGUAUCCAAUCCAUUGAAGCAACUGACAGUCGACGUGAUGAAGAUUGUGGACCCUGUCUAUCUGAGUGAAUUAACAGGUGCCAGCCUUGUCACCGCAGAUAACAAUAACUCCGAGCUAUAUCUUAAGGCUAUCGCUGAGCUGGGAUCAAACGUCCUCUUCUCCUCGACAGUGAUAGCUACUGCCAGAUCACAAAAUGGACAAGGCGUCUCACUGGUUGUCAAGACACCCACGGGAUCCAAGCUCGUUAAAGCAUCCAAGCUUCUAAUUACCAUUCCGCCAACCCUAGAAAACAUGAUGCCAUUCAACCUGAGCCCACAGGAGCAUCGAAUAUUCUCCAAAUGGACAUAUAUGGGGUACUAUACCUUGGUGCUCAAUAACACUGGCUUACCCGACGGGUAUCAGUGGAUCAAUGCGAAUGAUUCAUCCGCAACGUACCACAUUCCUCAGCAACCUGGGGCUUCCCAGAUCACAAGCACCCGUACUCCGGGAGUGUUUUACGUCUGGUACCGCAGCCCAUCACAUAUGACGCGGAUGGCAGUCGAGAAAGCGACUAUACGGGCAAUCCAAAAUAUACAGAUGGCACACAACCUUACUAUCACCUCUCCCCAAAUCAUCAAAUUCGAAUCCCACACGCCUUUCAAGCUCAGUGUGUCCGCUCAGGCUAUCAGAGAUGGGUUCUACCGUGACCUGUAUGCGUUGCAGGGCAACCGCAGCACUUGGUAUACCGGCGCUGCAUUGAUCUCUCACAACGGAGGGGUUAUUUGGAAAUUCACAAAGGAACUACUGCCCAAAAUUGUAGCGGCUUGA
Messenger RNA from Penicillium coprophilum, 1383 nucleotides. RefSeq names its product amine oxidase, flavin-containing superfamily. The transcript has a single exon. Lineage: Eukaryota; Fungi; Ascomycota; Eurotiomycetes; Eurotiales; Aspergillaceae. The record is from RefSeq and is a predicted model, not a curated record. Bases 1 to 1383 code for a protein of 460 amino acids.